This is a messenger RNA of Cyprinodon tularosa, 1330 nucleotides long. RefSeq lists its product as uncharacterized. Bases 325 to 1098 code for a protein of 257 amino acids. NCBI's taxonomy places the organism in Eukaryota, Metazoa, Chordata, Actinopteri, Cyprinodontiformes, Cyprinodontidae. The transcript is spliced from 2 exons. The record is from RefSeq and is a predicted model, not a curated record.
UGGGGAAGAGACAGCAGCAACAAACAAAAGAAAACUAACAGAGAGCAGACGUGUUCUAGUUGCUUCUUUGGAAAUAAUGGGACACUGGUGCUGCGUCCAAGGAUGCAAUAGUAAUUCUAAACAGAAAACAGCAGAUGGGGCCGUACGGUUUUUCGUAUUUCCCACUUGGAAAAAAAAUACGGACCGCAGACAGAGGACUUAACAAAUAGGUGUCGGGCUCCGUGGGUCGCUGCUGUAAGAAGGAAAGACAUCACGUUUCAUAAAAUAUCUCCUCAUGCUCGUGUUUGCUCUCGGCAUUUUCACAAAGGUCAACCCGCAUAUGAGAUGAUGGAAACUGACCCAGACUGGGCUCCAUCCCUGCAUCUGGGCCACACUGACAUCAAACCAACAGACACAGACCGCUCUUUAAGACGUGGUUAUCGGGAACAGCUGAAAAAGAAUGCCCUGCAAGCAACUGAAACGGGGCUCCAUCGGGCUGAUGAAAUCCUUGAGCGACAGGAUGAAGUAACACAUGAGGCGACAGAGAACCCUAACCAGCAACAGACUGACACGCAGAAGGCUGCUGAAAACGUUGGCCGGCCAGACACCAAGGAUGACACAGAAGGUGGUCGUCAGGAAGGACAGACAGAAUGUAACCUGUGUGUGCUCAGGUGUGCAGAGAUGAACCGUCUUUUGGAAGAAAACAGAGAGCUGCGGCGUGAACUUGAUGAGCUGCGGAUCUCUGAUGGCUUCUUUGGAGACAGUAAUGAAAAAGUCAAGUACUAUACGGGUCUACCAAACUUGGCAACCUUUAUGGCUUUGUUUAAUUUUCUGCUGCCUCUCAUGUCUGCUCAAAAUAAAAUUCUCAGUCCAUUUCAAAUGCUUCUGUUAACCUUCAUGCGUCUGAGAUUGGAUCUGCCCUCACAACACCUUGCUUAUCUCUUCCGUGUUUCACCAAAGACAGUGUACAGAACAUUCAAUGAAAUGCUGUCAUUUUUAUAUGCAAAUCUGAAGCGUGCAAUUGUGUGGCCAGAUAGAGACACCUUGCACAAAAUUAUGCCUCAUCCGUUUGUGGAGGCCUUUGGACAUAGAGUCACAGUGAUUAUUGACUGUUUUUAAAUUUUCACAGAGAAACCAGCUAAUAAAUGAAUGCCAGAUCAAGUACUGUUUCAACUUUAUUCUUCUUUUUUUAUUCUUCUUUUCACACAAAUAGAAUUUUGCUUUUUUUAAAGUUACUUUUGAAAAAUACCAGCAAAACAAAUAUAAGUUUCACCAUCACUUCAAAUAUUAACAAUGUUUUCUGAAGUUGUAAUAAUGUGUGUACAAUAAAGAGUGGAUUUGAAAUUUGAAA